GUAUUAAUAGAUUUUAUUCGGCAGUUUUUCGCAGGCACGCGAAUAGAAGAGGAAACUUUGGACUAUGUUGCACAUUUUUGUCAAACUGAAGAAUUUUGUAGGUUUAUAGCUGAAAAAGUUUUAGUUUCAUCCGUAUGGGCCGAGUAUAAACCACGACGUGGGCCGUAUUUGAGAACAUUAAAAUACAUCAUAAAUCAUUUAGAAGAGAAAGGAAUUGAAGUGUAUGAUAAAAUUUACUAUGCAUAUUUGAAUGUACAGUUUAAUAGUACUAAUCAUUAUUGCCACAGAAUAUUUUUAAAUAGAGAUUUGAGCAGAUUUAUUGCUCUAAAAGAAGAAGAAGCGCAGUUAUCAAAAGGAACUACUGGCUUAUGUUGUUGGCAAAGUGCUUGUCAUUUAGCUCAUUAUUUUCUGGGCAAAGGCUCUAAUUCAGUGCGUGGUAAACAUGUUCUCGAAUUAGGAGCAGGAUGUGGUCUAGUCGGUAUUGCCUUAGCUAUAGCAGGAUUAGCUAAAAGUAUCACCAUCAGUGAUGGAAAUGCCGAUGUAUUUAAAUUGCUUAAGCAUAACAUUUCUACAAACUUAUCAAAUGUAGGUUUUUUGAUUUAUGGAUUAACAAAUUAA
Messenger RNA from Dracunculus medinensis (Guinea worm), 618 nucleotides. Lineage: Eukaryota; Metazoa; Nematoda; Chromadorea; Rhabditida; Dracunculidae. The record is from the annotation of a GenBank genome assembly.